Molecule: messenger RNA, 924 nt
Organism: Alligator sinensis (Chinese alligator)
Lineage: Eukaryota; Metazoa; Chordata; Crocodylia; Alligatoridae
Product: olfactory receptor 8S1-like
Exons: 1
Coding region: 1-924 (307 amino acids)
Biological process (GO): G protein-coupled receptor signaling pathway
Cellular component (GO): membrane
Molecular function (GO): olfactory receptor activity; G protein-coupled receptor activity
Source: RefSeq, a predicted model, not a curated record
AUGGAAAAUCAAACUACUGUGAAUGAGUUUAUUCUCUUGGGACUUUCUAGUGACCCACAACUCCAAAUUUUACUGUUCUUUGUGUUUUUGGUGAUAUACCUAAUCACCCUAGUGGGAAAUGCAGUUGUCAUGCUGGUGAUAAGAGCUGAUUCUCACCUUCACGCCCCCAUGUAUUUCUUCCUGUUUCACCUAUCCUUUGUUGAUAUCUGCUAUUCCUCAGCUGUUGUCCCAAAGAUGCUGGUGAACUUUCUAAGAAAGCAUAAAACUAUUUCUGUCACUGGUUGUUUUACCCAAAUGUUCUUCAUCUUUCUCUCAGCUACUUCUGAAGCAUUUGUGCUCUCAGUAAUGGCUUAUGACCGUUAUGCUGCCAUAUGUAACCCCCUGCGUUAUGUGAGGUCUAUGAACAAAAAUGUGUGCAGGCAGCUAGUGGGUGCUUCCUGGACAGUAAGUCUUAUGCAUUCAAUGCUCAAUACAGUUCCUGUAUUAAAGUUGCACUUCUGUGGUCCCAAUGAAAUUGGGCAUUUUAGCUGUGAGCUUCCCCUACUACUAGCACUGUCCUGCACAGAGACAAUUGCCAACAAAAUAUCUCUUCUUUCUUCUGGUGUCAUCUUUGGUGUUUGCACUUUCCUCCUCAUGUUUUUUUCUUACUUCCAUAUAAUCUCCACCCUCCUGAGGAUACGCUCUGCAGAGGGUAGACAUAAAGCCUUCUCCACCUGCAGCUCCCACCUUAUUGUGGUGGGUUUAUUUUACACAACAGCUCUUUUUCAGUACCUGAAACCCAAGUCCAUUUCUUCAGUGAUCCUCACUGAAGUAUUUUCCAUCCAGUACACCAUCUUAACCCCCAUGUUAAACCCUCUCAUUUAUAGCCUGAGGAAUAAAGAAGUGAAAACAGCCAUGGGCAGGAUUUUUUUAAAAAAACAAUAA